UACUGGCAACAAAAAAAUUGCUAUCGUUCUUCGUCAUCUCCGUCUUAUUUUUGCAAUUGAAUAAAGAAACCCAAAAAAAAGAGUAUACAUAUAAACAAAUUAAAUGCAGGAACAGAGUCCCGAGCUAUACGAGGAGGUUAAACUCUUUCGAAAUGCACGUGAACGUGAGAAGUACGACAAUAUGGCCGAUUUGUACGCGAUUAUAAACACAAUCCAACAGCUGGAAAAGGCGUACAUUCGGGACUGCAUUACUCCACAGGAAUACACAGCCGCUUGCUCCAAGCACCUCGUACAGUACAAAAUUGCGUUCAAGCAGGUGGAAUGCGAAGAGUUCCCCACCGUGGACACGUUCGUGAAGAAGUUUCGCUUGGACUGUCCCGCUGCACUGGAGCGCAUUCGCGAGGAUCGACCCAUUACGAUACGCGACGAUAAGGGCAACACCUCCAAGUGCAUUGCCGAAAUUGUUUCGCUUUUCAUUACAAUAAUGGACAAGCUGCGAUUGCAGAUCAAUACAAUGGAUGCACUGCAGCCGGAUGUUAAGGAUUUAGAUGACAAUAUGAAUCGCUUGUCGCUCAUACCCGAAGAUUUCGAUGCCAAGCAAAAAGUGGACAAGUGGCUGGGCACCUUGAAUGAGAUGCAGGCAUCCGACGAACUGACCGAGGCGCAGGUGCGACAAUUCCUUUUUGACCUGGAAUCGGCCUAUGCGGAUUUCAAUAAGCUGCUCCACAGCCAGUAGUUGUUAAUAAUUGCUAUAUAUAACAUUUGUAACCCUAUAAUCUAUCUACAUUCAAUUAGUCUGUACGAAACUCUUGCAAUAAAGAACAAAAAUUUAU
This is a messenger RNA of Drosophila navojoa, 833 nucleotides long. RefSeq names its product vacuolar protein sorting 28 (gene Vps28). Gene Ontology annotation, cellular component: ESCRT I complex. Gene Ontology annotation, biological process: protein transport to vacuole involved in ubiquitin-dependent protein catabolic process via the multivesicular body sorting pathway. Lineage: Eukaryota; Metazoa; Arthropoda; Insecta; Diptera; Drosophilidae. Gene Ontology annotation, molecular function: protein-containing complex binding. The record is from RefSeq and is a predicted model, not a curated record.